AUGGCUAUUCAAGCGAACAAUCAAUGCGCUGAAGCUUACAGUAAUCUCGGGAAUGUCUUCAAAGAACGUGGAGAACUAGCUGAAGCACUUGAAAAUUACAAAUAUGCAGUCAGAUUGAAGCCUGACUUCAUUGAUGGUUACAUUAACUUGGCAGCUGCACUUGUGGCUGGAGGAGAUCUAGAUCAGGCUGUUGAUGCUUACCUUAGUGCCCUUAAUUAUAAUCCGGAGCUAUACUGCGUGCGUAGCGAUUUGGGAAAUUUAUUGAAGGCUAUGGGUCGAUUGGAAGAUGCGAAGAUUUGCUAUCUAAAAGCAAUUGAGACUCAACCGCAGUUUGCGGUGGCAUGGUCAAAUCUUGGUUGUGUAUUUAAUGCUCAGGGUGAAAUCUGGUUGGCGAUUCAUCAUUUUGAGAAGGCUGUCCAACUUGAUCCUAACUUUCUGGAUGCUUACAUUAAUCUUGGUAAUGUACUUAAGGAAGCAAGGAUCUUUGAUAGAGCUGUCGCAGCAUAUUUACGGGCGUUGAAUCUAGCUUCAAAUCAUGCUGUCGUUCACGGAAAUCUUGCUUGUGUUUAUUACGAACAGGGUCUGAUUGAUCUAGCAAUUGACACGUAUCGACGUGCUAUAGAAUUGCAACCGAAUUUCCCAGAUGCAUACUGCAAUUUAGCGAAUGCUCUUAAGGAGAAAGGGCUUGUGCAAGAGGCGGAAAAUGCUUAUAUGACGGCUUUAGGGUUGUGUCCGACUCACGCUGACUCUCAGAAUAAUUUAGCCAACAUUAAAAGAGAACAGGGAAAGAUUGAAGAGGCUACAAGACUAUAUUUGAAAGCACUUGAGAUAUAUCCAGAAUUCGCGGCUGCACACAGUAAUUUAGCGUCGAUACUCCAGCAACAAGGGAAGCUCCAGGAAGCUAUUCUGCAUUAUAAGGAAGCAAUUCGUAUUGCUCCAACUUUUGCUGAUGCGUACUCAAAUAUGGGGAACACCCUUAAAGAAAUGGGUGAUGCGGCCAAUGCAAUGCAAUGCUAUACACGUGCAAUACAAAUCAAUCCUGCAUUCGCUGAUGCGCAUUCGAAUUUAGCUAGUAUACACAAGGACUCCGGCAACAUUCCUGAUGCUAUCCAGAGCUAUUCUACUGCAUUGAAACUAAAGCCUGACUUUCCGGAUGCGUUUUGUAAUCUUGCACAUUGUUUACAAAUUAUAUGCGACUGGACAGACUACGAUAAUCGUAUGAAACGUUUGGUAGCAAUCGUUGAUGAUCAGCUGAAUAAGAAGCGUUUGCCUUCAAUACAUCCUCAUCACUCGAUGCUCUAUCCCCUAACACAUCAAACAAGGAUUGCUAUUGCCGCUAAGCAUGCACAGCUGUGUACGGAGAAGGUUGCGAUGUUGAGCCAUCCACCUUUCAAUUAUCCGGAUCGUUUGAGUGUACGUAACGGUACAUCUCGUCUUCGGAUCGGCUAUGUUUCAUCAGAUUUCGGUAAUCAUCCAACUAGUCAUCUUAUGCAGUCGAUUCCGGGCAUGCAUGAUCGUAGUAAGGUCGAGGUAUUCUGUUAUGCGUUGUCUGCCAAUGAUGGAACGAAUUUCCGUCAGAAGCUUAUGAAUGAGGCAGAGCAUUUUGUUGACUUGUCCCAGAUAACAUGCAAUGGCAAGGCUGCUGAUCGAAUCAAUCAGGAUGGUAUUCAUAUUCUUAUAAACAUGAAUGGUUACACAAAAGGUGCUAGGAAUGAAAUUUUUGCCUUACGGCCAGCUCCGAUCCAGGUUAUGUGGUUGGGAUAUCCUGGUACUUCAGGUGCCCCAUUUAUGGACUACAUCAUUACUGACGCUGUAACAUCCCCUAUGCGACUCGCACAUGCUUAUAGUGAAAAGCUUGCUUAUAUGCCACAUACUUUCUUUAUCGGAGAUCACGCGCAAAUGUUAAAACAUUUAACGGAGCGAGUAAUUCUUAAGGUACACACGGUACGAGAAACAGAAGUGAUUUACGGCCCAGCAAAGGAAAAAAUAAAAACCGAGGUCGUUGUCUCCGUGGUAGAGGUUCCGACGACAGAGCCACUUAAACAGAUGAUCGGCGGUGGUUUGAUUGCUAGUAGUGUUGUUGAUGGUGUUCAUGUGCAUAACGGCUUGACACAAAUCCAGAUGCAUCACAAAGCAGCUACUGGUGAGGAAGUACCGCAGUCGCUUUUGUUAACAAGUCGUCAGCAGUACAAUCUCCCAGAAGACGCCAUUGUGUUUUGCAAUUUCAAUCAGUUGUAUAAGAUCGAUCCACCGACUUUAGAUAUGUGGAUUGAAAUACUGAAGCGGGUACCACAUAGCGUCCUUUGGCUGCUUAGGUUUCCAUUUCAUGGUGAAGCGCAUGUACAUAAAUAUUGUGCGGACCGCGACAUUGACGUGAAGCGAAUAGUUUUCAGCCAUGUUGCGGCAAAGGAGGAACACGUUAGACGGGGUCAACUCGCAGACGUAUGUUUGGAUACGCCACUGUGUAAUGGGCAUACGACUGGUAUGGAUAUAUUAUGGACAGGAACUCCCAUGGUAACCAUGCCAUUGGAAACGUUGGCAUCUCGUGUAGCUUCAUCACAACUAUAUGCACUUGGAGUGCCAGAACUUGUGGCAAAAAGUCAAAAGGAUUACGUUAACAUCGCUGUGAAGCUUGGCACGGACAAGAACUACUUGUCAGCAAUCCGCGCAAAAGUAUGGAAGGCUCGAACAACAUCUACAUUGUUCAACGUCAAGCAGUACUGCAUGGAUAUGGAAUCUUUACUUCACAUCAUGUGGAGACGUUAUGAGGAAGGCCGUCCUGUAGACCAUAUCACCCAAGGGACAUUGUGUGGGAUUGUUUGGCCUUUGUGA
Angiostrongylus costaricensis is the source of this 2832-nucleotide messenger RNA. Lineage: Eukaryota; Metazoa; Nematoda; Chromadorea; Rhabditida; Metastrongylidae. The record is from the annotation of a GenBank genome assembly.